AUGCAGGAUGCCGACUACACGCCACACGCGUCGGUCGUGAUGCCCCAAAUGCCCAUACCUGAGACCGGUCCCAGCGGGGGCUCCAUGCUCCCGCCCAACGCCGACAGCAUCGUCAUCAAGAACCAUUUCCCCGUUGCCCGCAUCAAGCGCAUCAUGCAGGCCGACGACGAUGUCGGCAAAGUUGCGCAGGUCACCCCGGUAGUCGUAUCAAAGGCACUUGAGCUCUUCAUGAUCUCCCUCGUCACCAAAGCCGCCGCCGAAGCCAAGCAACGCAACUCGAAACGCGUCGGCGCCGUCCACCUCAAGCAAGCCAUCGUCAGGAACGAGCAGUUUGACUUCCUCAACGACAUCGUGUCCAAGGUCGCCGAUGCGCCUGAGAAGAACGAGUCUGAUGCCAUGGACGAAGGCAAGAAGAAGAAGGCGCCACGUGGGAGAAGAAAGAAGGCUGAUGACGACGACGACUUUUGA
Ascochyta rabiei is the source of this 468-nucleotide messenger RNA. RefSeq lists its product as uncharacterized. Lineage: Eukaryota; Fungi; Ascomycota; Dothideomycetes; Pleosporales; Didymellaceae. Gene Ontology annotation, biological process: transcription by RNA polymerase II; negative regulation of transcription by RNA polymerase II; positive regulation of transcription by RNA polymerase II. The transcript is spliced from 2 exons. Bases 1 to 468 code for a protein of 155 amino acids. The record is from RefSeq and is a predicted model, not a curated record. Gene Ontology annotation, cellular component: negative cofactor 2 complex; nucleus. Gene Ontology annotation, molecular function: core promoter sequence-specific DNA binding; RNA polymerase II general transcription initiation factor activity; transcription coactivator activity.